Messenger RNA from Trichoplusia ni (cabbage looper), 2689 nucleotides. RefSeq names its product meteorin-like protein. Gene Ontology annotation, molecular function: hormone activity. NCBI's taxonomy places the organism in Eukaryota, Metazoa, Arthropoda, Insecta, Lepidoptera, Noctuidae. The transcript is spliced from 5 exons. The record is from RefSeq and is a predicted model, not a curated record. Bases 189 to 1187 code for a protein of 332 amino acids.
CUCUGUCGUCAGUUUAGUCAAGUUUCUGAGUUGGUAAAGGACUGUCGCUUGACGCGACCGCGGUAAAGUUUGUUUACUUCUGAUAAAGUAGUGUAAAACUAUGGAACUGACAUGAAAGGAUUGUUUUAAAGUGAUGUGAUAGUAUUAGUGACAUUAUUGGCUAUUAUUAAAAUACAUUAUUCGUAAAUAUGGAGCCGUGGCGAUUAUUUUGGACAAUAUUUUUGGGUGUUUUAUGCAGAGCGGAGGCGGGGUUGAUGGGCGAUCAGUGCGACUGGACUGGCAGUGGUCUGACCUCAACGACUGAACGCGCAGUAACUCCGGUGUACCUGCGCUGCCGCGAGGGGAGCAUCUCUUGGGUGUAUCCCCGCGGAGCCCUGCGCCUGCUGUUCAGGCCGCCGCUGCCGGCAGACGAGCGAGACUUCAGGGUCUGUGUCAGGGUGAUACGCCGGCCCGACCCGCCCGACCUGUUCCAUACGCUGCUGCUUAAUGAUACAGAAGUCCCGGAGCGGUUUCCUGCGAGACUGUUCGUGGAAGGCGCUCGCCGACUAGUUCCUCUGUAUGCGCCUAACGACAAUGACCCGAGGGAACUACGCUGCUUCCGAAGUCGACACGGUCGGGCCGCUCUCUACGUGGAGGCGGAACCUGAAGACGGUCCUCAAAGGAGAGAAGCCACCUUCAAGUACGAAGCGAGGCCGCUUGUGAGGAGACACGACCCUUCCACUGCGGACUGCAGGCCGUGCUCCGAGUCGGAGCUAGAGCUCGCCUUCUGCACCAGCGACCUCGUGUCUCGAGGUGUGAUAAUUUCGAGCGAGUCUCGUGAGGAUUUGGACACGACACAGUUGACUGUGCGACUGACCAAGCUCAUCCGGGCGACCUCUGGUGGCGAAGCGAAAGACAAGCAUGAUUUAGAACAAGAGGAUGAUUACUAUAGGUACGACGUCGACAACAGCUUAGAGGCCAGUUCCCACCGCAGCCACAAGCGGCGGAGAUCAGCCCAGCCCCUACACGCGCACGUGCACGUCCCGGCGGCGUGCGGCGCGGCGGCGGGCGCGGGGGAGUUCCUCGUCAUGGCGCGCCGCCGCCUCGGCAGGUACGCGCUCGUGUGCGCGCCCCGCCUGCCCGACUGGCAGAGGGUCGUGGCCGCCAGGGACGCUGACGGGGCCGCGCAUUGUACUCUGCAGCAUUAGUGCGAAGCCAGUUCGAUAUCAAGAGAAAAUCGAUACCUGAUACGACAGUGGUAGGAUGCCGAAAAAAGUUUAAUAAAGUUGAUGGAUGUGGAGUCAACCCUGUCCAGGGUGUUUGGAGUCUUUGACUUUGGUGUUUGCAAAAGGAACAGUCUGUCGUCAAGAAAUACACUAAUUGUUGCUCCUAACAGCGUUAACAAUGAAGAUUGCUACGCAUUUAAGUCAGAACUCCAUAUCGUUUGAGCGCCAACUGAAGAACAUCAAAAUCAGUGAGAGGAAAUCGUUUCCGAAGUAACACCUUUAACUGGCUUUCCCAUGAAAAAUCCGUCGUUCUACCAACUGUGUCGUGAUCAGUGAAAAACGCUCAAGUGUAUGUUGUCUCUGUGGACACUCAGUGUAGAGACAACAGCUGACAUUUUGUUAAGUCGUACUCAACAGUGAUACAUUGUUGCUAGCUCCUAUAUUCGAAGAAUUACCUUAAGAUAUAUUAUGUUACUGCUUGCCAUAAAAUAAGCUUGCGUAUAAAUGCAAUAUUGUACAAAAGUUCUAUUCUUUAUUUAUGUAUCAAAUGUUUAUAUUUACAUAAUGUAAAAUGUUUGUAGAUUUUAAUGAAAUGUGGUCCAGAGUGCCAAAAUAUAUAAGAUCUUCAGUUAGACGUAAGGUUGAUCUCAACUCUGUACAUAUUAUUGUUAAGUGGGAUGUGUUGAAAGCCAUAUUAAUUAAGCACCAUAAUUAUAGAUAGUAAUAUAUUGCAGAUAUUGUGUGAUUUUGUUAUAUGCCUUGUUAGUGCCACUAUUGUAAGUUUUGGUGUUCGUGAAGACACUAACAUAUUAAGUGAAAGUUUUUUGGAGAUAUUUGUAAUUGAUAUUUUUCAUAUUUAACUAGCUGGCUGGAAUUGUGAAUUAAGGCCUCUAUCAAUUUUAUAGCAACGUUUUGAAGUCUUUUUUUGACCAAGAUUAUAAAAUAUAAUUCAGCGUCAAGAUACUGUUGCAGAACUAUUAAUAGCAGAGCCAAAACUAAGCAGUGUUUAUAUUUUUCGGCUUUACUGUUACUAUAGUAAAGUAACAAUCAUCAAAGUAUAUUUCAGAUAUUCCCACCCCUGGUGAUUAUUAUCCGAUUUUUUAUUUGGGUCAUUUUGGUUAUUUCUUAACAUUAUUUUAUCUUCCAUGUCAUCCACUAUCAUAGUCCAAUAGGACCACAAUCCAUAACUUUACUUAUAACUCGGUGCUUUUAAUAUAUCAAUGUCUUUAGAGCUUCCAUACAGAUUUAUAUUUAAUAUUCUUAUAUCUUAACAGAUACCAUACAGCCUAUAUUGUGAAUAAGUAGUAAUAUAUUUUGUACAAACAUUACGAUAGCUGUCAAUUUGUGAUAUAGUUUACAACGAGUAUGUUUAAAUGUGCCUAUUGUAUAUACGAGUAUAUAUAGAUAUUGACAAUACAGUGUUUAUAAAUAUACACAUAUUAUGUAAAAAGAAAACUGUUAAAUAAAAUAGUUACAAAACUUAU